AAAGCGUUAUCGCAACGUAUCAAGUAAAUACGUUGUUUAAACGUUCGUUUAAAACACUCCUCCUCGUUAUUCUGCUAAAGUCUUAUUCUGACACUGUCAGUUCGCGCAACUGAUAUUAAUCGAUCGAUUAUUAUAUUAUUAUCUUUCAUUGGACGAUUAGUGCUAAAAUGAAUCUUCCUGGGGAUAAAAGCAGUAAGGAAGGCACUAGUAAAGAAAUAUGUACGUUAGAUGUUUCAAAGGAAGCCAAAAGCUUUUUAGACAAAGUCUUAGGGGACGUAGGUAAAACUUCGGCUACCAAACAGAUUAUAAUUGGUACGACGUCUGGAUGGAUGACUGGUUUCCUUACUAUGAAAGUUGGAAAAGUUGCAGCUUUUGCUGUCGGCGGCGGUAUUAUUAUUUUACAAAUAGCUGCUCAUCAAGGAUAUAUCAAAGUUAAUUGGGAUAAAAUUCAAAGAAAAGCUGAAAAACUUACAGACAAAGUAGAAGAGAAAGUAACUGGGGAGGGUCCUAGGUUCAUAGAUAAGGUCGAGAGAUAUGUUGAUAAAAAAUUAGAUAAAGCAGAACAACUGUUAAAAAAUGGAGAAUCUCGUACAAGACGCUGGUAUCACUCUAUAACUGGUGAUUCGUCAUGUUUCAAAGCCACAGAAUUUCAUUUCUUCUUAGCUUCUUUUACAGUAGGCCUCGCACUUGGUAUGGCUACAGCAAAGUAGGCAAACACUUGCUGUUGCUGUUGCUGCUGUACUUUGAAAUUGAAAUCUCAGAUAUAAAUUACUGUAUUUCGGUAGUAAAAUAUCGUCAAAGUAAUGAAAUAAGUUAAAAUAUGAAACAUUACUUCCUAGGGAAAUAACUAAGUCAUUAUUUAGUAUUAUAAGAUUAUAUACACACAUAAACAUUUUUUUUCUAUCUACAAAAUAUACAUCAUUUAAAAAAAUCUGUUUCCAAUAUACGAAGCCUUCAAAUUAUUUUUAACAAAAGUCACGAUUUUAAGAUUUCAAACAUUUGUAUAUUUAACGAUAAAUUUUCUUACACUUAACUUUUAUACAAAUAAUAUUAUUAUUAAUGCUUACAUUGAUUUUAACUGAAUUCUACGUAUACUUUUAAGAUCAUAUAAUUGUCUUCGAUAAGUAUUAUUAGAAAGAAUUCAGCAUAUUCAUAUUUAUCAAACAACUACACUUUUCGAAAUACCAUAUACGAGAUACGAGAAUGAUUAUUGUUUUCAUUAUAAAUUUAUCUAAUAGAGCGGCGAAAUUUUAUUAAAAAUUUUUUGAUUUCUCUUUGUUUAAUAAUAAGUAUCAUGUUUGAAUUGUGCAGAUUUAAUAGAAAGAAUCGUGUUGAAAAAAAACAAUUUAUGCGUUUAUCGUGCUUUUAAACAUAUUAUAUUAUUUAUAUAUAUAUAUAUAUAUAUAUAUAUAUAAAUAUGUUACAAACGUUAUUAAUUCAGUAUGCAUUGUGCGUCUGUUGUACUUUCUUUAAAGUGAAGCGUUACUAGGAGAAAAAACAAAACAGAAACGAGAAGAAAGGUAAAGACAAAGAAAGAGAGGGAUGAUCGAGAACAGUAGUCGUCAAUACAUCGUACGAAGAGCACAUAGGCAUCUAAUUACGUUAAUUAGUUUGCCUGUAUAUCGUUUAGCUGUAGCUAGUUGUAUUUUUGCAUAUAUAUUAUCAUGUAUAUUCGUAUAUUAAUUAGUUGUUUAGCCAUAUUUAAUUACCUUUACUCUUCUUUGCGUUAUUAUUUAGUUUAAUAAAUAGAUUUUUUGUUCUGCCAUUACAGAUAGUACUCGUAAUGUAAUUUAUGAAAAAAAAAAAAAAAGGAAUU
Polistes dominula (European paper wasp) is the source of this 1816-nucleotide messenger RNA. RefSeq names its product FUN14 domain-containing protein 1A. Lineage: Eukaryota; Metazoa; Arthropoda; Insecta; Hymenoptera; Vespidae. Gene Ontology annotation, cellular component: mitochondrial outer membrane. The record is from RefSeq and is a predicted model, not a curated record. Gene Ontology annotation, biological process: autophagy of mitochondrion.